CCCACCCAGCCCGCAGUAAUACACUCAUACGGAGUAAUAAUUUCGCAGAAGCUCCACUUUUGUCUUAGCUGCCUUCUCCAUUGGCAACUACUAAUCUUCUGUGAAUCCAUCAAAGUCAAAGAGCUUAUAAAAAAGAAACUCAUUUCAGACAUCUCACUCAAUCAUAGCUGGGCGAAUAAUCUUUGACCGCAAGGAAUUUGGUAUUAUGUGGGAUGGUUUCAUAACAGAGAACUGUUUAUGCGUGCGCAGUUGAGUUAGCUGAGUCGAAUCCGACGAGUUAUGGGCUGUUUUCAAUCGACGUUCUCCAAGGCCCACUCUUUCCACGAGAAGGACCACCGCCCAGGGCAGAACCGUCAUAUCACCUCAUCCAACGGCAAAGGCAGCGCAACCGCCACCUCCGCCCCAUCCGAGGGGGGAGCUGCGAUCUUCUCAGAGUUUUUGCUCGCCGACCUCAAGGCGGCAACAAACAAUUUCAGCUCAGAGUUCAUUGUCUCCGAGAGCGGCGAGAAGGCUCCCAAUGUGGUGUACAAGGGCCGCCUGCAGAACCUACGCUGGAUUGCCGUGAAAAAGUUCACCAGAACGGCUUGGCCUGAUCCUAAGCAAUUUGCGGAGGAAGCUAAGGGUGUAGGGAAGUUCAGGCACAAAAGGCUUGCGAAUUUGAUUGGGUAUUGCUGUGAUGGUGAUGAGAGAUUGCUCGUGGCUGAGUUUAUGCCCAAUGAUACGCUUGCUAAACACCUGUUUCACUGGGAAAACCAAACCCUUGAGUGGGCCAUGCGCCUUAGAGUAGCUUUAUAUAUUGCUGAAGCAUUGGAUUAUUGUAGCGGUGAAGGCCGACCACUAUACCACGACUUGAAUGCAUACAGGGUUCUCUUUGAUGAGGGUGGUGAUCCACGUCUAUCUUGUUUUGGGUUAAUGAAGAAUAGCAGGGACGGUAAAAGUUAUAGCACAAAUCUUGCAUACACGCCCCCAGAGUAUUUAAGAACGGGGAGAGUAACACCUGAAAGUGUUGUUUUUAGCUUUGGGACUGUCCUCUUGGACCUUCUCAGUGGAAAGCAUAUUCCACCUAGUCAUGCCCUUGAUAUGAUAAGGGGUAAGAAUAUACUCAUGUUGAUGGAUUCACAUUUGGAGGGGAAUUUCAAGUCAGAUGAGGCAACCGUGGUGUUUGAUUUGGCUUCCCGAUGCCUACAGUAUGAACCUAGAGAGCGACCAAACACCCAAGACAUUGUUGCUACGCUUGAUCCUUUGCAGUGUAAACUUGAGGUCCUGUCAUAUGUGAUGCUUGGAAUUCCAAAGCAAGAAGAAGCUCCACCCAUUCCUCAACAACACCCUAUGUCUGCCAUGCGUGAUGCUUGUUCAAGAAUGGAUCUCACAGCAAUUCACCAAAUUCUUGUAACAGCUCACUACAAGGAUGAUGAAGGGACAAAUGAGUUAUCUUUCCAAGAGUGGACUCAACAAAUGAGGGAUAUGUUGGAGGCAAGGAAGCGUGGUGACUUUGCAUUCCGGGACAAGGACUUCAAAACCGCUAUAGAUUGUUACUCUCAGUUCAUAGAUGUGGGUACAAUGGUCUCACCAACGGUUUAUGCACGGAGGAGCUUGUGUUAUAUAAUGUGUGAUCAGGCGGAUGCAGCUCUACGGGAUGCGAUGCAGGCACAAUGUGUCUAUGCAGACUGGUCAACCGCAUUCUAUAUGCAGGCGGUUGCUCUGUUUAAGCUAGAUAUGCACAAAGAUGCUGCUGAUAUGUUGAAUGAGGCUUCGAGUUUAGAAGAGAAGCGCCAAAAAGGCGGAAGAGGAUCUUGAUUUGUCCUUCACUUGUUCUUUUUCUGAACCCCCCACACUGCAUCGCAGCAUCGGUCAUGUGUUUGUUGUGACCAGAAAAAGCCCAAUUUUCUGUAUCAUUUGGUUCAUGCGUGUGCAAUUUGCAUUGGAACUAUGAAGUGUACAAUAUAGCCUGCUGCAACAACAAAAUGAUACUCUUGUCCGAUGAUUAUUUGUAACCUGAUCUGUCUAGAAUAAUUAAAGUAUCUGAAUAUGUACAUUUAUAAUCAACGUAAAUACCCUAUCUAGUCCCUCCCUCGUCUAAUCCACCUACUAUUGCCUAUUUUGGCUUUCAUUAUUUAGUACUCGAUAUGGUUAUCUACUACUCCCUUGUAUUCAUUCGUCCCCAAGCAUGUUGUCCUUGAUAUUGAUUAUUGAUUCUUCAUUCUCUAAA
Messenger RNA from Cuscuta europaea, 2209 nucleotides. Lineage: Eukaryota; Viridiplantae; Streptophyta; Magnoliopsida; Solanales; Convolvulaceae. The record is from the annotation of a GenBank genome assembly.